Molecule: messenger RNA, 625 nt
Organism: Astrephomene gubernaculifera
Lineage: Eukaryota; Viridiplantae; Chlorophyta; Chlorophyceae; Chlamydomonadales; Astrephomenaceae
Source: the annotation of a GenBank genome assembly
GGCCGCCACCACCACAGCAGCAGCAGCAGGCUACUGCCAGCUCCGACCGCGCUCGAGCUGCCCGGCUGCGUUCCGCGGAGGAGGCGGCGCGGAAGGCCUUUGCGGUGUUCGAUACGGACGGCAAUGGGGAGGUUAGUCGCUCUGAGGUGCGGCAGGCGGUGGUCAACAUCUACAAAGAGCGGCGCAACAUGGCUCGGAGCCUCCAAGACACCGAGACCAUUGUGCAGAGUCUGGAGUUUGGUAUCGGCGGUGUGAUCCACUUCGUGUUCGCCGCCGUGUACCUGCUGAUCUGGGGGGUGGACCUGCUCACUGGCUUCUCAACCUUCUCAGCCACCGUGCUGGCGCUCACGUUCGUGUUUGGGAACAGCGUCAAGAACAUGUACGAGAGCAUGCUGUUCCUGUUCAUCACGCACCCGUACGACGUGGGUGACUGCAUCCUGGUGGGGGCCGACAUGUACCGCGUCAAGAAGAUCAGCCUGCUGUUCACCGACCUGGUCAGGGCCAACGGCGAGCGCGUGUACAUGCCCAACACCAGCCUCAUCACCCAGGGCAUCACCAACUGGACGCGCUCCAAGAACAAGUCCGAGUCCUGCAGGCUGGUGUGCGACAUGGGUGUGGCCUGGGA